This is a messenger RNA of Dromaius novaehollandiae (emu), 6011 nucleotides long. It is a transcript of the gene SLC4A5, whose product is annotated as solute carrier family 4 member 5. The coding region runs from base 569 to 4003 and encodes 1144 amino acids. The transcript is spliced from 26 exons. NCBI's taxonomy places the organism in Eukaryota, Metazoa, Chordata, Aves, Casuariiformes, Dromaiidae. Gene Ontology annotation, biological process: regulation of intracellular pH; transmembrane transport; bicarbonate transport. Gene Ontology annotation, cellular component: plasma membrane. Gene Ontology annotation, molecular function: sodium:bicarbonate symporter activity; monoatomic anion transmembrane transporter activity; solute:inorganic anion antiporter activity. The record is from RefSeq and is a predicted model, not a curated record.
UCUCCUUCUCCCAGCCACUUUUGGGGUUUUUCUCGCAAUAAAUGACCAGCGGUCCCAAGCACAGGCUGGAAAACGCCAGGCUUUGAACCUCGUUUGCACGAACCGGGCGCAAGAGUUAAUUUUUCUAAAACCGCAGGCCCAAAAUUAGCCGCAGGCUUUUGUUUUGGGGGGGUGUUUUGCAGGUGGAGGAGGUCGAGAGCUCCAGCCCAGGGAAACCGGCUGAUUGCAAUCAUUUAGGCUUUGUUUCUGCUUUCUGCAGGAGGUAUUUCAUCAAUAACAAAAUAAAUUCUGGCUGAUAAAUUCUGGCUGCUCCUCGCGAGCACGUCCACACGAUUCUCGGGGAAAGAAAAGCAUUUUCUACUAUUUUCUCUGUCCUUUCUAACAAUGCGAACAGCUGCUGCCACUAAACCGUUUUCUCUGCUGUACAGAGCACGUUUCCUUGCAGGGUUUGGUGCGUUUUUCGGCAGGUAGCGAUGGCUGAGGCGGAGAGCGGCGAUGCACGGACACCCAGCUGCCCCGGGACCGGGGCGUCAUUCUGCAAACGCCUGGAAAACGGGAAAGGACCACGAUGGAGGACGAGGAUGUGAUGAGCGAGCGGGGUCUUGGCAGCUCCCGGCGGCGCUACGAGGAUGAGGAAGAUUACCACUCCAUCUACAUCGGCGUGCCGGUGCCCCGGGGCUACCGGAGGAAACGGCGCCGGCGCCGGUCCGCCUCGAGCCGGGACGGCCACAGUGGCAGCGAGCGGCCCUACGAGCGGCCCGAUCGCUCCGACACGGACGACGGCGGCGGCGGGCAUCUCUGCUACGAGAGCGGCAACGACAACGCCAGCAGGACCAUGUCGCCGGCGGCCGAGCGCCUGCGCUACAUCCUGGGCGAAGACGACGAGCCGCCCAACCCCACGCUCUUCACGGAGAUGGACACGCUGCAGCGCGACGGCGAGGACAUGGAGUGGAAGGAGUCGGCCAGGUGGAUAAAGUUUGAGGAGAAGGUGGAAGAGGGAGGCGAGAGGUGGAGCAAGCCCCACGUGUCGACGCUGUCCUUGCACAGCCUGUUCGAGCUGCGCACGUGCCUGCAGACGGGGACGGUGCUGCUCGACUUGGACGGCUACUCCUUGCCCCAGAUCAUCGACGACGUCGUGGAGAAGCAGAUAGAGGACGGGCUGCUCAAGCCCGAGCUGCGGGAGAAGCUCAGCUACGUGCUGCUGCGGCGUCACCGCCACCAGACCAAGAAGCCCAUCCACCGCUCCUUGGCCGACAUCGGCAAGUCCGUCUCCUCCAACACGACCCGCAGCCCCGUCCGGAGCCCGGCCGCCGGCGCCAGCUUCCACCGCUCCACCGAGGACCUGCGGAUGCGGCAGAGCGCGAGCUACGGCCGCCUGCGCCACGCGCAAAGUCGCAGCAUGAACGACAUCUCGGACACGCCGAGCACGGACCAGCUGAAGAACAAGUUCAUCAAGAAGAUCCCCAAAGACGCCGAGGCCUCCAACGUGCUGGUGGGCGAGGUGGACUUCCUCGACAAGCCCUUCGUGGCCUUCGUGCGCCUCCUCCAAGCCACGAUGCUGGGCGGGGUGACGGAGGUGCCCGUUCCCACGAGGUUCCUAUUCAUCCUCCUGGGCCCCGCGGGAAAAGCCAAGUCCUACAACGAGAUCGGCAGAGCCAUCGCGACCCUCAUGGUGGACGAUCUCUUCAGCGACGUUGCCUACAAAGCCCGCGACAGGGAAGACCUGAUCGCCGGCAUAGACGAGUUUCUGGACGAAGUCAUCGUCCUGCCACCCGGCGAGUGGGAUCCCACCAUCCGGAUAGAGCCUCCCAAGAAAGUGCCCUCUGCUGAGAAGAGGAAAUCGGUGUUCUCGCUGAAUGAAGCGGGGCAGAUGAACGGCACGGCCGGCGGGGCAGCUGCCGGCAGCAGCGGAGGCGGUGGCGGUGGCAGCAGUGAUGACGGAGAGAUGCCCGAAGUGCAUGAGAUUGGGGAAGAGCUUGCCUGGACUGGCAGGUUUUGCGGCGGUCUCUAUUUGGACAUCAAGAGGAAGCUGCCCUGGUUCCCGAGCGAUUUCUACGAGGGCUUUCAUAUCCAGUCCAUCUCGGCCAUCCUCUUCAUUUACCUGGGCUGCAUCACCAACGCCAUCACGUUCGGGGGGCUGCUCGGGGACGCUACGGACAACUACCAGGGGGUCAUGGAGAGCUUCCUUGGCACAGCCAUGGCGGGCUCCAUGUUCUGCCUCUUUGCCGGGCAGCCGCUCAUCAUCCUGAGCAGCACCGGGCCCAUCCUCAUCUUCGAGAAGCUGCUCUUCGACUUCAGCAAAGGCAACGGCAUUGACUACAUGGAGUUUCGCCUCUGGAUCGGCUUGCACUCUGCCCUCCAGUGCCUUAUCCUGGUGGCCACGGACGCCAGCUUCAUCAUCAAGUACAUCACGCGCUUCACGGAGGAAGGCUUCUCCACCCUCAUCAGCUUCAUCUUCAUCUACGACGCCAUCAAGAAGAUGAUCGGCGCCUUCAAGUACUACCCCAUCAAUUCGGACUUCAAGCCCGACUACGUGACCAUGUACAAGUGCGAGUGCGUCGCGCCCGACCCAGCGAACGCGACCUUGUUCGAUGCUCCAGCGCCGGUGGCACCGAACACCACUAACGUUUCUGUGUACAAUGCUAUUAACCUAACAGCUCUGGACUGGACCCAGCUGAGCAAGAAGGAGUGCCUGAAAUACGGCGGCAGCCUCGUGGGGAAAUCCUGCAAAUUCGUGCCGGACCUGGCCCUCAUGUCCUUCAUCCUCUUCUUCGGCACCUACUCCAUGACCCUGACGCUGAAAAAGUUCAAGUUCAGCCGCUAUUUUCCCACCAAGGUCAGGGCCUUCAUUGCCGAUUUUUCCAUCGUCUUCUCCAUCCUGCUCUUCUGCGGAGUGGACGCCUGCUUCGGGCUGGACACCCCUAAGCUGCACAUCCCCAGUAUCAUCAAGCCCACCCGGCUGGACCGCGGCUGGUUCGUGUUCCCCUUCGGCAAGAACCCGUGGUGGGUGUACCUGGCGAGCGCGCUGCCGGCCUUGCUCGUCACCAUCCUCAUCUUCAUGGACCAGCAGAUCACGGCCGUCAUCGUCAACCGGAAAGAGCACAAGCUGCGGAAAGCGGCGGGCUACCACCUGGACCUCUUCUGGGUGGGCAUCCUCAUGGCCGUGUGCUCCUUCAUGGGGCUGCCCUGGUACGUGGCGGCCACCGUCAUCUCCAUCGCCCACAUCGACAGCCUGAAGAUGGAGACGGAGACCAGCGCCCCGGGCGAGCAGCCGCAGUUCCUGGGCGUGAGGGAGCAGAGGGUGACGGGCAUCAUCGUCUUCGUGCUGACGGGCAUUUCCGUCUUUCUGGCCCCGAUUUUGAAGUACAUCCCCAUGCCGGUGCUGUACGGCGUCUUCCUCUACAUGGGCGUCGCGUCGCUCAACGGCAUCCAGUUCUGGGACCGCUGCAAGCUCUUCCUCAUGCCGGCCAAGCACCAGCCCGACUACGUGUUCCUGCGGCACGUGCCGCUGCGGCGCAUCCACCUCUUCACCCUGGUGCAGAUCGUCUGCCUGGCCGUGCUCUGGAUCCUCAAGUCCACCGUGGCCGCUAUCAUCUUCCCCGUGAUGAUCUUAGCCCUGAUCCUCGUGCGGAAGCUGCUGGACUUCGUCUUUUCCCAACACGACCUGGCCUGGAUCGACAACAUCAUCCCCGAGAAGGAGAAGAAGAAGGAGGACGACAAGAAGAAGAAGAAGAAGGGCGCCAAGGGCGACAGCAGCAGCGAUGACGAGGAAAGAGGUCCUCCGCCCGGAGCGUUGCGUUCCGACUCCUCGCCCAACGGCUCGGACCUGGAUCGCAGCAUCACGCUGCACCUGAAGAUCUCCUGCCCGUCGUCGCCGGCCUUCAGCUACGCGCGAAACCCGCUCUGCGCCGUGCCCCAGGUGAAGAUAGAGAUGGAGUCGGACUACGACGACACCGACACGGAAAAGCAGCCGCGGGACAUGGGCAGCGAGACCACGCUAUAGUCCCGCGCGGCGCUUCCCCCGCCACUUAUAUAUAUAUAUAUCGAUACCUGGAUAUUCAUAUAUAUAUAUAUAUAUAUUUAUAAAGCAAAGGGGGCUGCUUUUUCCCCGGGACGGACUGAGGAGACCUGCGGCCCCGGAGGCUCCGUUUCUCCGGUAGUUUUUAGCGUAACGAGCUAGACGCGCUGUUGACUUUCCUCCCUUUCCGCUGGGCGAAGGUGUCGGAACGAGGCUGAAAAUGUGGAAAAUGGUAUUUUGGACCCGGCGCGGCUGCUGGGAUGCGGAAGCCGGAGGCAGCGGGGAUGCGGGAGCAGCAGCCCCGGGGGGGAAAGCGGCUCCGGUUUGUCGCUGUUGCCGCUUGAGGGCAACAGCAGCCCGGCUGUGAGCGGCUCGGAGCAGGAUGGGAGCAAGGAAUUGGGAGUGGUUUCUGCAAGGAGUCAGGAAUGAUUCCUGCAGGGAAUCAGGAGUGUUUUUUUGCAUGGAAUCAGGAGCGAUUCUUGCAGGGAGUCAGGAGUGGUUUCUGCAAGGAGUCAGGAAUGUUUUUUGCAGGGAAUCGGGAGUGGUUUUUGCAUGGACUCAGGAAUGAUUCCUGCAGGGAAUCAGAAGUGGUUUUUGCAUGGACUCAGGAAUGGUUUUUGCAUGGACUCGGGAACAAUUCCUGCAGAGAAUCAGGAAUGGUUUUUGCAUGGAAUCAGGAAUGGUUUCUGCAGGGAAUCGGGAACGAUUCCUGCAGGGACUCAGGAAUGGUUUCGGCAGGGCUCCAAAGCCGCCUCUCGCGCUGUCCGGACGGGAACGAGCCGUGCCUUCCCAGCCCCUUUGCAAGGGGGUUUGCACCCGGUUUCGCUCCCGAAUCCCGGUUCUAUGCACGUGGAUUAACAGCGAGUGGCUCGAGCCGGGGAGCAGCCAGCACGCGUGUCCCCCCGCCACAGACCCCCCCACACUUCGGAGCCGAUUUCCUCCCUGGCCGGGCUGGGGGUGGGCGGCUUUGAAGAGCCCAGGUGGUUUCGGGCUCCCACCCAAGGAGCUGAUGCCCGACAGCUGAAGCGCAGAGCCUGCUCCGACAGCGUUUUUGGCUCUUCCCACCAGCCGCUUCCCCUGGAAAGGCAGGUAAGGGAGAGGUCGGGAGCCGGCAGCGCGCACGGUUCGGCUCUCGUCGCUAUUUCCAGCAGCGCCGCGGCGGCCGGGAGGCUCUCGGAGGGCUUUUCCCAGCGGUUUAGAAAAGCUGGUCUUAGGCAGCCCUCUCCGAGCUGUUUUUUUCACCCGUUUCUCUUUGCUAUAGAUGCAUUUCUCUUGCUCUAUUUCGAGGCCUCGCAGAGCCCCCCUUUCCCCCCCUGCCAGGCUCAAGCAGCCUAUUUAUACGAGCAGAGCUCUGCACUCAAACCAGCCGCACGGGGCUUUCGGGGACACGAGUCGAAUAUUGCAACUGGCCUGAACCCGCGCGUGGGACAGACCCCAGCUCUUUGUAAAUAGUCGAGCAAAGGCGAACGAGAUGACUUGAACGCCAUUUCCUAUUUAUAGCAGUUUUUCUGGUCCAAGUACGUUUCCCGCCUACCGGGGAGACGUGGCGAGAUUAAUAGAACAGUAUUACUCCAGCUGACACUUAAGCAAGAGCCACUUAGCUUUACAUUAACAACUCUUUCAACCUGAAUGCAUCACGUGUAUUAUUUUCUAGUGUUUUGUACCAAUCUCAUGUGCGGUAGCUGAAGCGUGGUACAGGUAGGCUUAUGAUUUUAAUCACUUUUGAAGACGUUCACUUGCUUUACCCGGUAUGUCAGUUCUGCUCUACAGCACCCAUGGAAAGGCUUUGUGGGCUCUUGUAGAUGUUUCAUAGAGUACAGCUUGUUUCAACUGAAUUUGUGAUUUUUGCAGUUUCACAUGUGGUUUCUACUUUUUUUUUUUUUUUUGUAUAAGACAGCACUGGAGUGUAACAAAUUUGCAGCCUCCACUACACUACCACUUUAGCCAUUUUGUAUUUGUCAUUAAUACAACCCAAUAAAUCUCAUUUAAAUUA